AUGGUCUCCUUCGGCGUGCUUGGGACGUCGACGGCUGUUGUUCUGGCAGCACUGCUCUUCUCGAGGUCGAGGUUCAAUCCUACUCCCUAUCCUGACAGGCUCGCCGUCAUAAAGGAAGAAGAUACUCGUAUCGACAACCAUCUAUAUGAUGAUGUUUCUUGGUGGGAUGAGGAAGAGAUCGUCUACACUCUGAGGAAGACCAACGUCAUUCGCUGUCCUUUUUUCCAUCGUCAUCUCUCCAAAGGCGGGAAGAUCCCUUCUAAAGGAAGAUACUUGGACGUGGGUUGUGGUGGCGGUCUCUUGACUGAAGAUAUGGCAUCAACUUACGGUUAUAAUAUCACCGGUAUAGAUAUCAGUGAGGCAUCCCUGCGACAAGCGCGAGAGCAUGGACGCCAUAUUCCCAAUCUACACUAUCAAGUUGGAUCGGCAUACGAUAUACCAUUUCCUGAUGACUCCUUCGAUGGUGUUAUCAUAUCCGAAGUAUUGGACCACUUGAUGGAUCUGCGGAAGGCUAUCCAGGAGAUCUAUCGUGUCCUCAAGCCAGGCGGGGUUGUCGUAUUCGACACUAUAUCGAGGAACUUCAAGAGCUACCUUUUAGUGUGGUUGAUUGCUCAAGAGAUCCUCCAGGUCAUGUACAACGAUACCCAUGACUGGAGACUCUUCAUCACUCCCGAAGAGAUGGAGCGUCUGCUGAGUGAGACUGGAUUCGUCGUAGGUUCGCCGAAGGAAGAGUGGAUUGGGAUGGACUAUGAAGACAUCCCUUUCAGGCUUGCUCGCUAUAUCCUCGGCGGUAUGAAGCAGAAGCAUCAAGUCUUUGAGGGUAACCCAGUGGAACUGCCGGGAGAUCUGAGUAUGAUCUAUGGCGGAGUAGCCAGGAAACCUCAAGAUAGCUACUAG
Perkinsus marinus ATCC 50983 is the source of this 897-nucleotide messenger RNA. Its product is annotated as 3-demethylubiquinone-9 3-methyltransferase, putative. Gene Ontology annotation, molecular function: 2-methoxy-6-polyprenyl-1,4-benzoquinol methyltransferase activity. The transcript has 4 exons. The record is from RefSeq and is a predicted model, not a curated record. Lineage: Eukaryota; Perkinsozoa; Perkinsida; Perkinsidae. Gene Ontology annotation, biological process: ubiquinone biosynthetic process. The coding region runs from base 1 to 897 and encodes 298 amino acids.